UCAUCUUUGUUUUGUUUAGUUGUUUACUCAUAUUUUAGGUUAGAAUGGUUUUCUGUGAAAAUAUCUUGUCUCUGGAGAAUAUCAUCUACUAACGAAGAAAGCAUUCUGGAAAUCCCAGAAUUCAGGAUCGAAUCCAUUGGAAUUUCUUCUGUACUGUUCAUCUCAAAAAUCAAUAAGGAGUAAUCUACAAUGAGUGAUCAGAAAAAUAUAGAAAACGCUCAGUCAGAGUCUGACUCAAAAUCUGUGGGACAUCCAUUAUCAGACUUUCUUGCUCAGUUGGAAGAUUACACCCCUACUAUCCCUGAUGCAGUGACUGCUUCAUACCUCAAUUCAGCUGGGUUCGAAGCUUCUGAUCCUCGAAUAGUUCGCCUUAUUUCCUUGGCUGCACAAAAAUUUAUUUCAGAAAUUGCAAAUGAUGCCUUGCAGCACUGCAAAGUACGCUCUUCAAAUCUGCCCACAAAAAACAAUAAAACCAAAGACCGAAGGUACACUUUGACAAUGGAAGAUCUAACCCCUGCUCUAGCUGAGUACGGAGUGACAGUGCGGAAACCUUAUUAUUAUGUCUAGCUGAAUAGAAUACUCAGCCAAACGGAGAAGUGGGAACACAUCAGGAUGUUACAGGAACGGAAGAAAAAUUACCUCUGUCUUGUGGAACAUUUUAAGUCAAUUUAUGCACUGCAAACAAGAUCCAUCUCUUUUUUUGGACUAAGAUAUUGAAUAAAAACUGCAACUGUUAAAGGGAUUCAAAUACUUCAAAAAACCUAUCAGUACUGAAAGCAUCUUUGCGAUUCAAACUUCAAGAUGAAAUUGUUACUAUUUAGUCCGUAAGUCCAGACCUUUUCCUUCUCGGUCUCUUAUAUCUAAUGUUCCAAGGAUGACUAAGAAAGCCUGCAAAAAUGUGACAAAAUUGUUCAAUAAUAUCAGUUCCUUGCCUUCUAUUUUCCCUUGAAGAAAUAUUCAAUCUGCAGGCACUCUUGUUUUAAUUAAAAAUUAAAUAACAUGGUCCAUAAAGACAGAAUCAUGGAGAUGACAAACAAAAAAAAAAAAAUUAUAAUGGAAAAAAAUGAAAUUGACUUGAGUUUUUCCUGUGUAAUACUUUAAAAAAAAUUGUUUACCAAUUUAAACAGUCCCAAGUCAAUAUCUAGUAUUACAUCAAUGGUUACUUUAAUUUCAGUUAAGAAAUGAUUCCAUGUAAUCUGUAAAAAAAAUGUGUGUGGUUUUUCUUGUGUGUUUGAAAAUGACUAAGCAAAAAGUCAAGUAAAAAUGGCUAGUUACUCUGGUGUAGAAAAAAGGAAUACAGAAGGAGCAGAAAUGUGGAAACACCACAGUAUUGGAUUACUUGGUUGUUGUGCUUAGCCAUCAAUAUCAGGAAUUAAUAAUAUGCUACCUGCAUCUGAGUGAAAUUCUGUCUCCCUUAAAUUCAUUUGAAAGGUUCUAAAAUUCUGUUAAGAAGGUAAUGUCAGCUUUAGGUUACAAAAUUAUUUUUGACUAAUACCAUCAAUUUUGUCAAAAAGCCUCUCACGGCAUAUUUUUGACAGUCCAAACAAGUGGAAGUUAAACCCUCCAUGAACAAGAAAUCUCAGUGCUUCAUCAAUCCAAUUUCAUCUUUCGGUCGGACUGCAUUACACAAAACAGGAUCAAUUUUUCUGACAUAUCCUCAAAAGAACUACCUAUGAAGGAAAAUAUAUGGAAUAUGUAUUUUGUUUCUAAAUUGAGCCAUGAAAUAUGGUUUUUUUAUGUGUAAUGUAUGUAGUAGAGUUAUUUCUGUUCUCGGACAUUGGACAAAAUUGUGUGUGGAACCAAAGUUAGAUCAUAUUUAUUGUUGGAUCUUAAUAACUUGCUCACUACCUUUAAUGCAUGUGAAUUUUUAUCUCUCGUUGCUUCCCAGCCUGAUUAUGUAUUUUCUUUUUGGAGCUUAACUUUUAAACGGUGUAGAGUCAGAAUAAACAAAAUUUCACACAA
This is a messenger RNA of Bemisia tabaci, 1962 nucleotides long. RefSeq names its product transcription initiation factor TFIID subunit 10. NCBI's taxonomy places the organism in Eukaryota, Metazoa, Arthropoda, Insecta, Hemiptera, Aleyrodidae. Gene Ontology annotation, molecular function: RNA polymerase II general transcription initiation factor activity; protein heterodimerization activity; promoter-specific chromatin binding. The record is from RefSeq and is a predicted model, not a curated record. Gene Ontology annotation, biological process: transcription initiation at RNA polymerase II promoter. Gene Ontology annotation, cellular component: transcription factor TFIID complex; nucleus; SAGA complex.